Erinaceus europaeus (western European hedgehog) is the source of this 4205-nucleotide messenger RNA. It is a transcript of the gene RFFL, whose product is annotated as ring finger and FYVE like domain containing E3 ubiquitin protein ligase. Gene Ontology annotation, biological process: proteasome-mediated ubiquitin-dependent protein catabolic process; protein K48-linked ubiquitination; negative regulation of extrinsic apoptotic signaling pathway via death domain receptors. Gene Ontology annotation, molecular function: ubiquitin protein ligase activity. The transcript has 8 exons. NCBI's taxonomy places the organism in Eukaryota, Metazoa, Chordata, Mammalia, Eulipotyphla, Erinaceidae. The coding region runs from base 300 to 1385 and encodes 361 amino acids. Gene Ontology annotation, cellular component: cytoplasm; plasma membrane. The record is from RefSeq and is a predicted model, not a curated record.
UCCUGGGGCCGCGUGUGAAGAUGUCGCGACCGCCCCCCAGUGCCCCUCAGCCCGGGAGACAUCGCGGCAGCAGAGCCCUCAGACCCCCAGCUUGAGGCGUCGGCGGCGCGGAUCCGGCCCCUCCCCUCUCUCCCAGGUGGCUGGGAGGACAGAGAAGACUUGUGUCACCCCUGUUGUGACAACUGUUUGGGGACGCUUGUGGUUUUCCCAGUGACAGUUCAAGUUUCUGAAGUGUUGCCAAGACUCCCCACUUACUGUAUGUCCCCCCCCCCCCCCCAGGAACAGGAGAAGAUUUUGUCAUGUGGGCAACUUGCUGCAACUGGUUCUGUCUGGAUGGACAACCUGAGGAGGCCUCAGCAUCCCAGGGAGCCAGGACACAGGCAUAUUCCAACCCUGGGUACAGCUCUUUCCCUUCCCCAACAGGCUCAGAACCAAGCUGUAAGACCUGCGGAGCCCACUUUGCAAGCACAGCCAGGAAGCAGCAGACUUGUUUGGAUUGUAAGAAAAAUUUCUGCAUGACCUGUUCGAGCCAAGUAGGGAAUGGGCCUCGUCUCUGUCUUCUCUGCCAACGAUUCCGAGCCACAGCUUUUCAACGAGAGGAGCUCAUGAAGAUGAAGGUGAAGGACCUGAGGGACUAUCUCAGCCUCCAUGACAUCUCUACAGAAAUGUGCCGGGAGAAAGAGGAGCUGGUGCUCUUGGUGCUUGGCCAGCAGCCUCAGGAGGGAAGGACUCACACCACCACCUUGUCCCCUGACUUCUCUGAACAGCAGUCCUUCCUGACCCAGCCACACACCAGCACAGUACCGUCUACCUCACCCAACCUCCCUUCUUCACCCACACAAGCCACCUCUGUCCCCCCAGCCCAGGCUCAGGAAAACCAGCAGGCCAAUGGCCAUGUGUCUCAGGAUCCAGAGGAACCCAUCUGCCUGGAGAGCACAGCCAGAGCACCUGCUGAGGAUGAGACCCAGUCCAUUGACUCAGAAGAUAGUUUCAUCCCCGGCCGGAGGGCCUCUCUGUCUGACUUGACUGACCUCGAGGACAUUGAAAACCUGACUGUGCGACAACUGAAAGAGAUCCUGGCUCGAAACUUCGUCAACUACAAGGGCUGCUGUGAGAAGUGGGAGCUAAUGGAGAGGGUGACACGACUAUACAAGGAUCAGAAAGGACUCCAGCACCUGGUGUGUGGUGCUGAAGACCAAAACGGGGGAGCAGUGCCACCUAUCCUGGAGGAGAACCUGUGUAGGAUCUGCAUGGACUCACCCAUUGACUGUGUUUUGCUCGAGUGUGGACACAUGGUGACCUGUACCAAGUGUGGCAAGCGCAUGAACGAGUGUCCUAUUUGCCGGCAGUAUGUGAUCCGAGCUGUGCACGUCUUCCGAUCUUGAGGGCUUGUUUAUACCAGCUUUUAAAGUGCCUUACAGGGACAAAGCUCAAGGUGUCUGGGCUCAGGGUAGGCCAGCUUGCAGAACGGCAAGAUAACAGAAUUUGUGGUGUUCCUAAGACAAGGGCAAGCAAAAGUGGCAUGUCACCUCUGGGCAGGUUUGUCUUGCCACUGGGAAUUGCACUUCUUGGCUGGCAGAGCCCAAGACCAGCGGGAACCGGUACAGACAGCAUGGGCAAGGCCCUAUUCUAAUGAUCUUGGGUGAUAAUGGUAACUAAUGAAGUGGAAACUUUCUGGAACUUGAACCGUUAUCUCCCUCCCUUCUCCCAAGAAGCUAGACAGUUUCACCUUCCACUUAUACCCCCAAGAUCUUCUUAAGCUGCUUGCUUCUGUUUCACAAAUCAGAAGUCCUGGUAGAAAUGGUUUUCUUCUCUAGCAUAUCUGGAUUUCUGGCCUCUCCAGCUUUCUGUGCUUUAAUCUAAAGCUUUGCUAAAGCCUUGCUAUAUUGCCUACAAUCCAUGUUUCUUCAGACCAAAAAGAUGUUAGCUUACCAGACCAACAGUGAUCCUUAUUAAGACAAAUUUGGACCAGUAAACAGCCUGGUGAGAAAUGAGACACAAAUGCUUUCAAACAUUUUCAAAAUCAUUUAAGAAUUGCUUCCUUAAGUGCUGCAAUUUGAAGCUACCAGUUUUCUAACCUAACCCUGGGAACCAACAAGCAUCUGGCUGUGGGAAAUCCUUGUCCUUCUGUGAGAUGGUGCAUUUUGAUGAUUUUCUGUUGCUGCUGCUGCUGCUUUUGGGGCCUUGCACCAUCUUUAAUCUUAAAGGGAAAAUAUUGGAUAAAAGAAGUGGCUUUCUGUUUAUCUUUGACAUCGCUCCAACAGGAAGUAGUCUUAAACCACUUUUCUUGAGAAUAAAAACCUAUCCUUCCCCAUGUAGGUCUUCAAUGUAAUCUCAUUAAAGUUUUAAUUAGACAGAGACUUGGUCAUCUGCAGCCAAAUGUCUCACAAAGUCAUAGACCAAACAUGUGAGACAGAGCACCUAACAGGCAUUAGAAGAAACUGGAAAUGGCUCAGCUUAGUCUUGAGCAGACAACUUGAAGUCUUAAGCCCCGAGUCUGUUGAGAAAGCAGCACUCUUUAGGCCCUUUAACAACUACAUUCAGGGGAGAGGGAAGAGAUAGCUUUCUAGGUAAGGUGUCUGCCUUUGCCAUGCAUGUAGUCAUGCUGGAGCCCCAGCACAAGAGGGUCAUGGCACCAUGAGAAACCUGUUGCUGUCCUAGUUCUCCCUCCCUCUGAAUGAAAAAUUUGGCCCAGCCGUAAUGACAUGGCCCUCGCUCUGGAGGGGAGGAAAAAUAAAAGACUAAAAGACCAUGUAAUGUGAAGGUGAUAUUCACAAGCUGUCUUAAGAUCUUUGCUAAAGAAUUUUAACCAAGUACACACUUGCUGUCAAAAGAGCUGUCUGCUGUCACUAUCCAGUAGGUGAUCUAUGCAAACCGCCAACACUGAGGUCCUUAGAAGACACCUGACUCUUUUCUCUGUAGCCAAGAUCUCUCAGACUAGAAUCAGGGGCUGGGAGGUGGCUCACCCAGUAGAGCACACACUUUACCAUGCACAAAGACCUGGGUUUGAGCCCCCAGUCACCACAUGUGAACACCAUGCAAAGGGGAAGCUUCACGAAUGGUAGAGGAUUGCUGCAGUGUCUCUCACCCUCUAUCUUUUAAACAACAAAGAGUCCACUAGAAGCAGUAGAAUCAUGCAGGCAUGAAAGCCCAGCAAACCCCAAGCAGCAAAGGAAAAAAACAAAAAAACUAGUCAUGACUCUGGAAGGCAGCAAGGAACCUUUAAGGGACCGAUUUAUUGGUACAGACCUACGUAUGGUUUCCCUCCAUCCUCAACCAUUUCCCUACUUUGGGGAAAUAAUUCCAUAAAGUAGUUGUCACUGACUGCUUACCUCAAUAUUAUGGAUGAUUUAAUUCUGGGUCAUAGCUAUUAUAGGAAUUUGGGGGAUCAAGGGAUUUCCCCAUGAAGACAUCAUCUUCUGCCUUUCUGCUAGAUAGUAAAUCCUAUAGUUUACAAUGCCUACUGGUCUAGCAAAGGAUACAGCUACUCUAUCUCACUGUGAAGCAACUCUCUCAAUACAGCUCAGUUAAGGCUUGGCAGCAACUUAAGGGCAAAAAACUGGCUCUCCCUACUUAAAAUUUGCUUUUUCUGCAGAGGCCUUACUGCCUCAACCUCCCAAUUUCCUUCAUAGAUGAGUUAAAAAAUAUCCCCAGUUAAGAAUUAGAACUGUUGUUACUUACUGAUUUUAGAGAAUUUGGUUAAGUCUCCUCUUUAGGUGAAAGUUUCUACUUACGAAAAGAGGUGUCAAACAAUCUUUUCUUUUAAUCUUCUUUAUUAUUACACCAAAUAAAAAUUGAGAAUUCUAAGAUCCCAUUCCAAUAUCUAAUCCAGGUGGAAAACCUUUGAUUUUCAUUCGUGAGUCAUCCCUCCUGCCCCUCAUGGAUAACUGCCACAGAUAUAUCAAAUGUAUCCAGUUAUUCCAUGACUUUUGCUGUGAUUGCUUAAUUUCCAGUUGAGGCUUGUUGAAGACUUGGAUAGCUGACUGGUUCAUUAGUAAAAAUAAACUGUACAGGAAUUAGUGCUCAAUAUACAUACAUUUCAUAAAUUUUGUUGGAAUCUUUUGGGUGUGAAUGUGUUACUUCAAGUGGCUUACAUUAAGAUUCUCAGACUUAAUAGGGUGUUAAAACAAACCUGAAUUUGUAUUUUUUGUUUUGUUACAAAGCUCUGCUUUAUAAUUUUGUAAUAAAGUUUCAAUAUAGAUGCC